Cajanus cajan (pigeon pea) is the source of this 1228-nucleotide messenger RNA. RefSeq names its product heavy metal-associated isoprenylated plant protein 7. Gene Ontology annotation, molecular function: metal ion binding. Lineage: Eukaryota; Viridiplantae; Streptophyta; Magnoliopsida; Fabales; Fabaceae. The record is from RefSeq and is a predicted model, not a curated record.
CAUAAAUAUAUAAGAAAGAAAGAAAACUCAGAUUCUCACACACAGACAGAGAAAGAAAACCCAAGCUUAUCUGAUAUCUCCUCACACACUACACCCAUGGGCGAGGAGGAAAAGAAACCAGAGGAGCCCAAGAAGGAAGAAGAGAACAAAAAGGAAGACAAGAAACCAGAGGAACCAAAACAAUCCAAGGAGGAGCCACCACCGCCGCCGCCGGAGAUUGUGCUUAAAGUGUUCAUGCAUUGCGAAGGUUGCGCUCGCAAGGUUCGUCGCUCCCUCAAAGGAUUCCCAGGCGUGGAAGAUGUUCUCACCGACUGCAAGUCUCACAAGGUUGUGGUGAAGGGAGAGAAAGCGGAUCCGGUGAAGGUUCUAGAGAGAGUGCAGAGGAAGAGCCACCGCAAGGUGGAGCUUCUCUCUCCGAUCCCAAAGCCAGCGGCGGAGGAGGAGAAAGAGAAGCCGGAGGCGGAGCAGCCGGAGGAGAAGAAGAAGGAAGAGCCUCAGGUGGUGACGGUUGUUCUCAAAGUUCACAUGCAUUGCGAAGCGUGCGCCCAGGAAAUCAAGAGACGCAUCGAGAAGAUGAAAGGGGUGGAAGCAGCGGAGGCGGAUCUGAAGAGCUCGGAGGUGAGCGUGAAGGGGGUGUUUGAGACGGCGAAGCUGGUGGAGAGCGUGUACAAGAGGACGGGGAAGCAUGCGGUGAUAGUGAAGGAGGAAGCAGAGAAGAAGAAGGAGGAAGAGAAGAAGGAGAAGGAAGGUGAGAAGAAAGAGGGAGAGGGUGAAGGUGAAGGUGAAGGUGAAGGUGAAGGUGAAGGUGAAGGUGAGAAGAAGGAGGGAGAGGGUGAAGCGAAAGCCGAAGAGAGCACGGUGGUGGAGGUGAAGAAGAGUGAGUACUACUACAAUCCACCACGGUACGGGACGGAGUUCUAUGCUUACCCUGCACCCCCGUAUCCACCUCAGAUCUUCAGUGAUGAGAACCCCAAUGCUUGCUCUGUCAUGUGAUGUCAGGGGUGUUACGGGAAUUUCACUCAGAUCAGAUGGAUGCUGGAUGUACUUUUCCACCCAUCCAAACUCAAAUCUACAGAUAAUCGAUCUCUAGAGUUUUGUAAUGCCUCUACUUUUUCUAAAUUCUUAUUAUGUAAAUGAAAAUAUAAGUAAAAGUAACUAUAGUUUUUUAAUAUUCCCUUCUAGUUUUUGACCUUUUAAGGAGGUAAAAAGAGAUACAUAUUUUACUUUC